AGGCCGUAUCAUAUUCGCUCCAACACUUCCACAAAUGAAAUCGCUCACGUGUUCAAGACGGCUACAGUGAUGUACCCUGCUGCUUGGUCCACAGACAUGGUGUCGCUAAUCAAAAAGUUGCUUGAGCCGAACCCCGAGAAGCGUUUUUCUCAGCUGAAAGAUAUCCAGGACUUUCCGUAUCUGUCAGACGUGAACUGGGAUGCUGUUCUCCAGAAAAGGAUAAUGCCAGAAUUCAUUCCCACAAAAGGCAGACUGAACUGUGACCCAACCUUUGAACUGGAAGAAAUGAUCCUAGAAUCCAAACCUCUUCACAAGAAAAAAAAACGCUUGGCUAAGAAGGAGAAAGACACCAGCAAAAGCAAUUCCUCCCAGGCCUGCCAUCUUCAAAAGCACCUAGAGAUGCUCCAGAGGGACUUCAUUGUUUUCAACAGAGAAAAGUAA
Molecule: messenger RNA, 441 nt
Organism: Fulmarus glacialis (Northern fulmar)
Lineage: Eukaryota; Metazoa; Chordata; Aves; Procellariiformes; Procellariidae
Product: serine/threonine-protein kinase 32A-like
Exons: 4
Biological process (GO): regulation of signal transduction; protein phosphorylation; G protein-coupled receptor signaling pathway
Molecular function (GO): G protein-coupled receptor binding; G protein-coupled receptor kinase activity
Source: RefSeq, a predicted model, not a curated record